Molecule: messenger RNA, 172 nt
Organism: Ilex paraguariensis (yerba mate)
Lineage: Eukaryota; Viridiplantae; Streptophyta; Magnoliopsida; Aquifoliales; Aquifoliaceae
Source: the annotation of a GenBank genome assembly
AUGAUAGCACUUGAUUAUACCUGUGAAACCAUGCUCAUAAGAGCUGGUGCUAAAAGCUCCGGUCACUGGUGGCAACUCUCUUCAGCCGAAGGAUCGCUGGAUCUCCGACCGAUAAACGACGACACCAUGCGCCCUCUGGGAACCAUCUCUUCCGAACGCGACUUGAGGAAAA